Molecule: messenger RNA, 996 nt
Organism: Alternaria postmessia
Lineage: Eukaryota; Fungi; Ascomycota; Dothideomycetes; Pleosporales; Pleosporaceae
Exons: 2
Coding region: 1-996 (331 amino acids)
Biological process (GO): regulation of pentose-phosphate shunt; negative regulation of glycolytic process; fructose 1,6-bisphosphate metabolic process
Cellular component (GO): cytosol
Molecular function (GO): fructose-2,6-bisphosphate 2-phosphatase activity
Source: RefSeq, a predicted model, not a curated record
AUGAGGCUGUUUCUGAUCCGCCAUGGGGAAACAGUCGACAAUGUCGCGCAACUCUAUGCCGGUAGUAGAGAUUCAGCGCUCACCAACCACGGCUACCAACAGGCCACCCGCCUGGGUCUGCACUUCAAGUCUCUUGAUUUGACAUUCACCCACAUCUUCUCGUCGCACCUCCAGCGGGCUGUGAAAACGGCUGGAAGAAUCCGAGAUGCUCAGUUGGCGUCGGACAAUGACGACACUGCGAAAGCAGUUCCCGAUGUCAAGCAGCUACCGGUGCUGAUGGAGAAGGACUUCGGUUCGAUGGAAGGGAAGAAAUUCCACGAUCGACCGGAGAACAAGGAUACGACGAGCUUCGCGGAUGCCGAGUCGAAAGACAGCAUGGCGCGUCGAGCUGACUCAUUCCUUAAUGAGCAUCUCUUACCGCUCCUCGACGAAGCGUCGAAAGACGCCGACCUCGUGGUUGCGAUAGUCUCGCACGGGAUCUUCCUCUCUACCCUUUGGAAGCGCCUGCUGUUGCAUCUACCACACAAAAGCGUUGCGCUCUCUCCGGGGCUCCAAGCAACAGCGCGACCAUCGCUCGAGCAUCUGGGUGGCUGGUCCAACACUGGCUAUCUAGAGUUGCGCAUGACGAGGAUAGACCGUGGUAAUUCCAUUGUCACUGCGCAGGUACCUGCGGUACCUACGCUAGAACGUUGUUCAUCGCUCGUAGAGAUGCCAGUUACCAAUGAAGGUCUGAAUGAGACCGAGGCAUCAGAUCCCGCGACUGAACAUGGUUCUGCACGCCAGCAGGUUUCCCAAGUGCCUAUUCGGGCAGCUGUCGCAGCCUCGCCAGCCAUCAGACCGCGCAUUGCAAGAGGAUGGUCCUCUACCAUUCUCGCGAUCAAUGGUAAAGACCAUCUCCGCGGCAUUAAACGCACUCGCGGCGGUAUCGGAAGUUCUCGUCACGAUGCAUCGCAGAGCAGCAUCAAGAUCUUCUUCAAACGUUGCAAAACUGUUUAA